Molecule: messenger RNA, 3002 nt
Organism: Melampsora larici-populina 98AG31
Lineage: Eukaryota; Fungi; Basidiomycota; Pucciniomycetes; Pucciniales; Melampsoraceae
Exons: 15
Coding region: 145-2793 (882 amino acids)
Biological process (GO): IMP salvage; AMP metabolic process
Cellular component (GO): cytosol
Molecular function (GO): AMP deaminase activity
Source: RefSeq, a predicted model, not a curated record
CAAAUACACAACUACUGAAACUAAUCAUACAUAAACUAAGGAUACCAACUAUAUCGUCAGCUAACAUAAGUUCAGACUCUCAGAAUCAUCAUCAAAAAAAGACUGCUUAGCGUACAAAGUCAAACAUCCAACUCUUGAUAAACCAUGUCUGCUUCAGCCGAUCAACUACCGCUCGAUUCUCCUGAAUCAUCCAAAGCAUCUCCAGUAUCUUUACUUUCUCCACCUGUUUCCAGCGAGCCACCUACGCCUAUCAACUUUCGUAAAGCAUUUUAUGACUAUAAAGAAGAACGUGAAAUCCAAGACGCAGACGGGAAAUAUUGGGCUCAUCAUCCUUCCUUGCCUGAAGGCUCGCCGACAAAAAAGCCGGGUGUAAGUGCGUUGGGGAUUGCUGAGAUGUCCACCACUACCACUGCCCUGGUCAACUCCGAGAGCACUCGGCCCACUUCGUCUAAAGCCAAUAGCUCCGGCUCAAUCACUAAUCCUUCCAUAUCACGACCUAAUCUGAGCGGCAAGCUCCAACACUCCAAUUUCAAUUCUUCGAAUGGCAACGUAUCUUCGUCUAAAGAUGAUAUCUCAAUUGAUCCGGAUACAACAUCUCAAGAUGCUGACGCUUCAAAUGCCGAGCUAGCCUUUAGUCAAGACUUACGCUCACUUUAUGAGUCAUUUCAAAAUUGUCUAGAUCUUCGUGACAAGUAUAUCAUUCGAUCCAAACAGCGACUCGAGGACAACCCACAAUCCUAUGAUGGUAUCUACAAACCUGAAGGCGAUCAAGAAACUGCUUACCCACCUUGGAAGAUUUAUCCAAACCCUCCCAAGCCUCAUUGGCACUCACCCACACAUGUAAAACGAUCAGAUCGGUCAAAAGUCGAUGAAAAUUCACCAGAGUCUCUUAAACCGUUUGAAUUCGAUGCUUGCGAAAUUCCAGGACGAGAUUCGACGAGGGAUUAUACCUAUAAGCUAGAUACUCAGGGUGUCUACCAAGUUUAUGGAUCCGAUCAAAUUAAGCCACUCUACGAUAUUCCGACAAUCAAGGAAUAUUUUGUUGAUUUAGAUUAUGUAUUGAAUGUCAUAUCGAACGGACCGGCGAAGAGCUUUGCAUGGCGAAGACUCAAAUUCCUGGAAAGCAAGUGGAAUAUGUAUGUUCUCUUGAACGAGUAUCAGGAACUGGCAGACAUGAAACGGGUGCCUCAUAGGGAUUUUUACAACGUUCGGAAAGUUGAUACACACGUUCAUCACACAGCAAGUAUGAAUCAGAAACAUUUGUUACGGUUCAUCAAAUCCAAGAUGAAAAGAAGUUCAGAGGACGUUGUGAUAUUUAGAGAUGAACACUACCUCACACUGAGGGAAGUGUUUGAUUCUCUCAACUUGACGGCGUAUGAUCUAUCAAUUGAUACAUUAGACAUGCAUGCUCACAACGAUUCAUUUCAUCGAUUUGACAAAUUCAACUUGAAGUACAAUCCUAUUGGAGAGUCAAGACUACGAGAAAUCUUUUUGAAAACAGAUAACCUUAUCCAAGGACGGUACCUUGCAGAACUCACCAAAGAGGUCAUGACAGACUUAGAAACGGGUAAAUACCAGCAAGCUGAAUAUCGAUUGUCCAUAUAUGGCCGGUCGAAGGAUGAAUGGGAUAAGCUAGCAAAAUGGGUUGUGAAUAACAAAUUGUUCUCUAACAAUGUCCGCUGGUUGAUUCAAGUUCCGAGGCUCUACGACGUUUACAAACGAAAUGUGUUUGAACCUCUUUUCGAAGUGACCCAAGAUCCAGCUAGUCAUCCUGAACUAUAUGUCUUUUUGCAACGGGUGGUGGGGUUCGAUUGUGUCGAUGACGAAUCGAAGCCUGAAAAAAGGAUAUAUCGAAAGUACCCACUUCCGAAAGAUUGGCGUACUGAACAAAACCCACCGUACUCAUACUGGAUCUAUUACCUCUACGCUAAUAUGGCUUCACUCAAUAACUGGAGGGCCGCGCGUGGUUUCAAUACAUUUGUGUUGAGACCUCAUGCGGGAGAGGCUGGAGAUACGGAUCAUCUUACCUCCGCUUUCCUGACCUCUCACUCAAUAUCUCAUGGAAUUCUUCUACGGAAGGUCCCUGCACUACAAUAUAUGUUCUAUCUUAAGCAGAUUGGACUGGCGAUGAGCCCCCUCAGUAACAACGCACUCUUUCUCACCUAUGAGCGAAAUCCAUUACCGCUUUUUUUCCGCACAGGUCUCAAUGUCAGCUUGAGUACGGAUGAUCCACUGCAGUUUCAUUUCACAAAGGUUUGGGUCACUUUUGAACCAUUGCUUGAAGAAUACAGUGUUGCCGCUCAGAUUUAUCGAUUCUCGCCAGCAGACAUGUGCGAACUUGCACGAAACUCGGUGAUCCAAUCUGGGUUUGAAAUGAGUAUCAAAAAGCACUGGUUGGGACCAGAUUGGUAUAAGUCUGGUGUAGAGGGAAACGCGAUCCACAAGACCAAUGUGCCAAAUGGUAGAUUAGCCUUUAGACACUCAACUUUGAGCGAAGAGCAAAAGAUGGUGUGGCGAUAUGCUGGGCGGAAAGGUCCCUUACCCGGCCAUCACACCUUGGAACGGACAAUAAGUGAUGCAGAGUCGACAGCAAAAAUACUUACAGGUUUAUCUGAUCGAAUUCAGGAAAAACAAAGGACAGAUAUAAACAAUACGACAGUAGCGAUGGCAGCAAUGGCUUUAGAGGCAACUGACUUGGCUAAUGUGCAGCCUGGGGCAUCGUUAUUGGCAUCGGGUGAUCAUAGCAGAGACAGAAAACGGUCAAAGUCGGAAGUGGCUGACCCUGCUAAAUGAACCAGAGUGGAAAAAUCUGCGAGAUAUGAUAAAAAAUCUCAUCAUAAAUCCAUGGGAAAUCAAAAACUCGUGAUUCUUUGACUUUGAAUAUCCCCAGAUCCACACACGAUAACAAUAACAGAUCAUGUUGUACUAGUCGUGCUUAGCAGGCUAAGCUGGGUUGCAUGGGCUCAUGAUUAAUCAACACAUCCGAUGAGACCCGUUGGUUC